CUCGGAAGCCUCGAAAUCCAAGGAGAUUCCGAGCCUAACCUAACCCCAAGCUCGCGCGGUUGGCAUCCCUCGACGUCACUUGACACGCGCUCGCUGCGCGCGCAUUGUUUGCACUCGCUCCCGAGGGGGAUCCGUCGAUAAACGGGAAACAGGUGUCUCGCGCGGCGAUACACAGAGGGCCGCGAGCGCGGUCCGGAGCACAGGGGGCGCCACGCGGCAUCCUUCGGUAGCUCUGGUUGCUCCCAUUCCCAGGCGGGGAUCAUCGUCGCCCGUCGCUGUUUUCUGUUGUGUUUUUUCGGGCCGCGACCGAGCCGUGCCGUGUCGUGCCGUGCCGUGUCGAGGUGGACAUGCCGUCGCGAUAACCGUCCGCGGGAAAGGGCUCAGCCGUCAGCGGGGGGCGUCGAGUCGGGGCGAUCGCUCUCUCCGACAGAGAGAGAAAAAGAGAGAGAAAGAGAGAGAGAGAGAGAGAGAGAGAUCCCAACACGCCGUCGUGUCCGUCGUUGUCCGUCGUUGGUGUCGCGUCGGCCGCGUGUAGGCAGGUGUAAUUUAAUAAGCGCGGACAGGCAGGCAAGGCAGGCAGGCAGGCAGGCUGGGGUGGCUGGCUCGGCGAUUUAACAGGAUAUCGAUUUGUCUGGCGCCGCUGUCGCCGCCGCCGCCACCACCGCCGCUGCCGCCGUCGUCGCUACUGCUGCUGCUGCUCAUCGAGCACGGCAUAGCACACGCAAAGUCAGGCGUUAUUACGGGGGACAGCCAUGGACGUCGAUAUUUUUGGGGCACAGCGGUGCCGUGCAGCUGUGCCGUGCGUCGCGGUGGCCGCGUGCCCGAUGGGCGACGAGAUGUGACGCGAGACGACCGCCCCGGCGACGAUUAUAUUCGCUUCCGUCACCGAGACAGGAGCGACUACGGAGGCCCGGAACGAUUACGGUUCGCGUACGAGAGGCGGGUGCCAGCUACGCUGCGAGGGAUCCGUUCGGUGUGUCGCCUCGUCGACGUGUACGGCGCCCUUCCGCUCUAGGAUCCCCCUGGUUUGGAUCAUACGCGACGCGUUGUAAGAGGAGAAAAAAAGAAGGAAGGAGAGAAAGAGGCAAUUACUCGGGAAACGAUGGAGCUCAGCGGUGCGGGAAUGCCCGUCGGGGCCGUCGCCUGCCCCGUGUGUACCUUGUACCUGCGCGAGGGCAUCAGUCUGCAGAAGCAUCUGGACACCCAUCCCAAGGAGCAGGUUAUAGAUGCUCUCAUCAAGGCUAGCACCUCCUCGAUUCAGACGCUUCAGCAGCAGCAACAGCAUCAUCAACAGCAGCAGCAGCAGCAACAAGCUACCCCGACAUCGCUACCGGUAUCGCUGCAACCGCAGGCUUCACCGCAAACCCCUACCUCUAUUCAGACGCCUCAAGCGUCGCCCCAAGUUUCGCAGAAUUCCGCUCACAUUUCCACUCAUUCGCCGUAUCCCAUAGGACCCAUCUUCGAAUGUCCGCCCAUAAAUACCAUGAUGCCACCGCAGUUCACGUCGUUCAGCUAUCAACAAUUUGUCAACAAUGGGACCAUGAUGAUACCGCAGUACACGAUGGCGCCGCAGGCCAAUCAGAUGAUGCAGAUGCUGUACAAUCCGUACGGUAUGUACCAGCAGCAACAAAUACCCACCGUCCAAAUGAUCUCACCGGUUGCAGCUAUCCCCGGCGCCGCGAGGAUUCGACCAGUGGUAACCAUGGCCGGAGAGAGCAACGUCAGAACCGCUCUGGCGAUUCCUGUAAAUAGUCCCGAGCCGAAGCAGAUCCUACCUGAGAUUUUGCCCGACACCGAGCCUGAAUCCGGGCAAGUUAUGCCGGAUGUCAACCUGCCGGCCUCGCCUGUGCUGCAGAACGAGGAUGUCUCCAUCAGACAGGAGGAGAGCGGCAGCAAUGCGUUGCCGAUCGAUCACAGAGGACAGCAGAUGCAAGGCACCGCGUCGUCUGGUGAAAGUACAGUGCAGCACGGGUACAAUACUAUUCCUAGAUCCAUCACGAUCGCUUGCGCCAUGAAUAAUACUGACGACGAUAAAGUGGAGAGUGUCCUACCGGAUAUGGAGGACGAGGAGCCAUCGAAUAACAUCUCCACCGUCGACCUGCAAUGUAAAUCUAUAACGUACGAACCUGAAGUACAACAGUUUGCGCAACAAGUUAUGCAAGAAGAAUACGUGAGUAUAUCCAGUAGGAAAACUAACGCAACGAAUGAUGUUGAUUCUAUGGCGUGCGAGCACGAAUCGGAGAUAAUGAGCGACGAGAGACCGGCGAGCCGCAACAGCAGUGUCAGUAUCAGCAAUAACGUUCCAUCGCCGCGAGAGCCAAUAACGAUAGACGCCUUGAAAGACUCUAUUCAACCCGAGCUUAAUUCGGUGGAGAAGUUGGAGAAUUUGAUAACGAUAAUGGAAACUGAACUUAAUAGUGCUUCGCUGCAAAAGGAAAAUAGUUUAUCGAAUGAUCGGGAGAGAUUAGAUACGAGGGAGAAAUCGGAUAGGGAAGAGACCGUGAUUCACGAUACCGUAGUGACAAUUCUAGGCUCUCACGAGAAGAAUCACAUAUUGCCUGAUAUACAAAAGGAUAACAACACAUGGUGCCCGAAUGAUUAUGUAGAUAACGAACUGAGAACGCUAGAGAAAACUUGUCGUUAUUUGUCAUACAAUACAGAGUGCCCGAAAGUAGAUGAAAACGAAUUGAAAACGCUAGAGAAAAAUUUACAUUUAUAUAAAUAUAAGCAUAGUUUUUCAGCACCCCCGUCUCCUGUCACGAGGAAGAAGUGCCACAAGAUCACACAUCAUUACAGCGCGCGAUCGGAGCUCGGAUCCUGCGAAAAUCUCAUCUCGUAUCACCAUCGUAUUGGCUUUGACGAGGACGAGGAUGAGAACAAGAACGAGGACGAUGACGAGAACGAGGACGAGGAGGAGGACGAGGAACUGGACGAGGACGAAAAGAUCGACGAGGAAGAUAAUUUCGACGAGGCGGACAUGGAGAUCGAGGAGAUUCCCAGUCCGCAUACGCCUUUCGCGGAAUGCGGCGUCAGAUCGCACACCCCAUUGUCCACGAUCAGUGGUAUUUCCGUGUUAAGAGUUAGAAAGGAUCUCAGCAAACCAUGCUCACCCACAUCCAUACAUUCGUUUCACCAUGUGGACAGUGAUAGCAUAAGUCACGACGAGGAUAGUAAUGGUGUAGAUAGUAAUAUUGUAGAUAAUAUUGCAGAGAAAGAUCCGAUUGACUGUUCCCAAAUUGAGGAGAAGAUUAAGACUGAUCAUCAGCAUCAGGAGGCGCGCGCGACGGUGUGCGAAAAUGUUGAGAAAGUUCAAGAAUCAAGUAAUAGUAAUAGUUAUGCAUACCAGCAGUCAGUGAUAACCGAGCACGUUAGUUCAUUUCCUGUGAUGCACUCGCAGCCACCUGUUUUGAUGCACGAGUCGUAUUCCGCGACGAGCAAGACGCAAAAUCUCUUGAACUUGUCCGAAUCGAUUAAUCCUACAACCAGCACUGAAUCCAAGAGCUUUCAUUCUACCAAAUCUACGUUGAUGCCGAAGCAAUCGAUGGAACUGCUCAACAUAAACGAGGACGCUCAUGCUGGACCGAUGAACGUCUUUGAAUUUGACGGACUACAAAUAUUAGUUCCUAGUACAUUUAUAAGCGAUUCGUCCCAGAAAGCGGUGAGUGCGACCAGCCAGCAAUCUAUGGCAAGUAGCGAGGGUGCAAUUGGUAUCGAUGAGGAAGUGAAGAGCAUUAAUAUGCGUGCCGAUGAGACCAUGCCGCCUAGAGGUGAACUGUCCGAACAAGAGAGUAAUGGAUGCACAGAGCCGUCUGCAUGGCAGUUUUACAUGGGUCAAGAAUCUUCGCGCAUGUCCACCUCUUACGAUCUGCUGGCACGAGAAAGCUGGGAGGAAUCGGAAGGAUCCGACAACGAGAUUAGCGGCCCGUUGUUGGAUAGUAGAUCGUUGGCCACGCACUUCACUUCGAGUCUGUUUCUGGACCGAGACCGGAAGACACCGACUAAACGGACGUUCAAGUGUUCUCACUGUAAUGAGGUAUUUGAUUGUCCAAAAGAACGCAGAGUUCACAGUACAACGGUACACAAGGAGGCAGUGCCUAGUAGCAGCAGAGAUCAACUGGAUCAGUCAGAGAUGAAGGACAUCAAGUUACUAGACAAUCGCGUAAAUGUGUUCGACGAUAUAUUUGUGCCGGGUCUACACAUGCAACAGAUGUAUCAUCAUCAACAACCGCUCCUGCACCAGCUACAGCCACCACCUUCGCAGCCUGGAUCGGAUGGUUUGACUAAGGCUGAAGCCGAUCAAAAGAUUGGCGAGAAUCUGGUGAUACCGUCGAGCAUCGAAGUGACCUGCGCGAUAUGCAGCCAACGAUUUAGCAGCGAGAAAUCUCUGCAGAUACAUCACCGGCGUAUGCACCUAGCUGAGGUGAACAAACGCAUACGCGAAAACGCCAAGUGCCAGAUAUGCAACGAGGAGUUCCCGUCAGUGUUGUUGUUCAACGCUCAUCUCAAGAUACACCCGUUGGAGUGCGGACAGUGCGGUAAGUAUUUUUAUCGAAAGCAGAACUUCAAGCUGCAUAUGAAACGACACUUGGGCAUCAAGCCGUUUCCGUGCACCGUGUGCGACAAGGCGUUUCUCACCAAGCAAAAACUGGACGAACAUACUAACGGCCACACCGGUAACGCGCCCGUCAAGUGUAGUUUGUGCAACGAGACUUUUCGCAGGUAUUCGAAUUUGACGCAGCACAAGAACCGGCAUCACCUCAACAUCAAGAAGAAACUCAAAGACUAUAUAUGCCAUUGCGGUGAAGUGUUCCACACGAAGAAGAAGCUCGCCUGGCACAAGGAGACGCACGACGAGAAGCCCAAGGCAUGCACGUAUUGUAACGAACGAUUCAUCCACAUGGCCAGUCUGACUCGUCACAUGCGUCGUGCUCACAAUCGCCGAUUCGUUCCUGACGCGCAGCGCGAGAGCGAGAACGUUGAGUGUCCCAUUUGCAAGUGCAUCUACCUACGAUCGUCGUUGGCGGUGCACAUGCGCGUCCACAACGGCGAACGACCGUACGAAUGUCAGGUCUGCUCCAAGGCGUUCAGCACCAAGUGGAAUCUACAGUUACACAAAUGGACGCACGCGGCUCGCAGCACCAAGCCGUUCAAGUGUAAUCAAUGUAGCGCUGCCUUUUAUCGUCACAGCGACUACACGGCGCACAUGAAUUCUCACCGUAACGUGCGUCCCUACACGUGCAAUUAUUGCGGCGCGCAGUUCAUUCGCAAGUACAACUGCCUGCGACACGUCAAGGAGCACGAGGAGAACAAGGCGUACACGUGCGACGUAUGCAACAAGACCUUCCAUCGCUCCUACUAUCUCAAGGAGCAUCUGCGGGUGCACUCGGGCGCGCGACCGUAUACGUGUCAUAUCUGCGGCAAAUCCAGCGGCACCAAGUCCAAUCACAACAAGCACGUGCGAAUCCAUCACGCGCGCGAGCCUGUAAAUACCGAAAAUUAAA
Molecule: messenger RNA, 5501 nt
Organism: Camponotus floridanus (Florida carpenter ant)
Lineage: Eukaryota; Metazoa; Arthropoda; Insecta; Hymenoptera; Formicidae
Exons: 2
Coding region: 1103-5500 (1465 amino acids)
Source: RefSeq, a predicted model, not a curated record